Messenger RNA from Thyridium curvatum, 642 nucleotides. RefSeq lists its product as uncharacterized. The transcript has a single exon. The record is from RefSeq and is a predicted model, not a curated record. The coding region runs from base 1 to 642 and encodes 213 amino acids. Lineage: Eukaryota; Fungi; Ascomycota; Sordariomycetes; Thyridiales; Thyridiaceae.
AUGCACUCCGCCAAGUCCAUCCUCUCCCUAGCCCUCCUCCACGCCGCCGCCCUGACCUCGGCGUCCCCGCUCUCCCUCCUCGCCGCCCGCGACACCUCCAAGGGCUUCACCCUCAUCGCCAAGGUCACCGACCCGGCCUGCGAGCUCGACCCGCCCGUGGCGGGCUGGCAGCUCGACACGGCCCACACGGGCGCGGGCCUCAACGCCGCCGUGCUCAGCGACCCGGGCCAGGACGGCGGGCCGCGGAUCUGGUACCUCAACGGCACGGCGCCGCCGGCGCAGCAGGUCCUCACCGACGGCGGCACCCCGCUCUACCCCUACGGCCUGAGCCUGCAGGCCGCCGACAGCCCGGGCGAGCACGGCGCCGUGGUCAACGUGGGCCAGUCGAGCCCCACCACGGUCAAGGGCGGCAGGCUGGUCAACCUCGAGGGCCCGGACGGCACGUUCCUGGCGUGCAAGCGCGAGCUCGAGUACUACCACUCCGAGUUCGUCGUGCUGCAGUACGCCUACGCCGGCGAGGCCAUCCCGGACAAGUGCGCCGCCAUCACCCUCGCGCCGCGGUGCGCCGAGCUCGAGGUCCUGCCUCCCGACGCCGGGUCCAGCCACGAGUUUGCGCAGGAGGUGGAGUGCUCCGCCAAAUGA